Nicotiana tabacum (common tobacco) is the source of this 922-nucleotide messenger RNA. Its product is annotated as chlorophyll a-b binding protein 6A, chloroplastic. Gene Ontology annotation, cellular component: membrane. The record is from RefSeq and is a predicted model, not a curated record. Lineage: Eukaryota; Viridiplantae; Streptophyta; Magnoliopsida; Solanales; Solanaceae. Gene Ontology annotation, biological process: photosynthesis, light harvesting.
CUCUCUUCAUCACCACAUACAUUUUCUAUUUUCUCUACUCAUUUAGUCAAAAAAAGGAAGAAGAUAUGGCUUCUAAAGCAUUGAUGAGCUGCGGAAUAGCAGCUGUUUGCCCCUCUGUCCUCUCUUCUUCCAAGUCUAAAUUCGCUGCCGCCGUGCCGUUUUCUGCCGGAGCCACCAAUGCUACAUCUAGGUUCACCAUGUCCGCCGAGUGGAUGCCCGGCCAACCCCGCCCUUCCUACCUCGACGGUUCAGCCCCCGGAGACUUUGGAUUUGAUCCACUUGGUCUAGGAGAAGUACCAUCAAACUUGGAGAGAUACAAAGAAUCUGAACUCAUUCACUGCAGAUGGGCUAUGCUUGCUGUUCCAGGAAUCCUAGUUCCAGAGGCAUUGGGCUUAGGCAAUUGGGUCAAGGCCCAAGAAUGGGCUGCCAUUCCAGGAGGACAAGCUACAUAUUUGGGCCAGCCCGUUCCAUGGGGCACUCUUCCUACAAUUUUAGCCAUUGAAUUCUUAGCCAUUGCUUUUGUAGAGCACCAAAGAAGUAUGGAAAAGGACCCUGAGAAGAAGAAAUACCCUGGUGGGGCUUUUGACCCAUUGGGCUACUCUAAAGACCCUAAAAAGUUUGAGGAACUCAAAGUCAAGGAAAUCAAAAAUGGUCGGCUUGCGUUGUUAGCAUUCGUGGGAUUUUGUGUACAACAAUCAGCAUACCCAGGAACAGGACCAUUGGAAAAUUUGGCAACUCACUUAGCCGAUCCAUGGCACAACAACAUUGGGGAUGUUAUUAUCCCUAGAGGCAUUUUACCUUGAACUGUGAUAUACCCUAAUUUCCCCCUUGUAAAAUUAAACUCUCCCAUGUGACAGAUUUGUAAUCAAAUGGAACUUUUUUGUGCAUCCUUGAUUUAUCUAGUGGUUUAAUUUCUAUGAUA